This is a messenger RNA of Daldinia decipiens, 720 nucleotides long. Its product is annotated as translation protein SH3-like domain-containing protein. NCBI's taxonomy places the organism in Eukaryota, Fungi, Ascomycota, Sordariomycetes, Xylariales, Hypoxylaceae. Gene Ontology annotation, molecular function: structural constituent of ribosome. The record is from RefSeq and is a predicted model, not a curated record. Bases 1 to 720 code for a protein of 239 amino acids. Gene Ontology annotation, cellular component: mitochondrial large ribosomal subunit; ribosome. The transcript has 2 exons. Gene Ontology annotation, biological process: translation.
AUGAUCACCCAAUCCGCGCCGCGGCCGCUGAGCAGCUGGAAGGCCGUCCUGCGAUGCACCCGCCAGCAGCUAUUCCGCGCAAUGGCUACCGAAGCAACUCCCACGGCCUCUGCUUCUACACCACCGCCUCCUCCUCCUCCUUCUCCUCCUCCGGCCGCCGUAAAACCCACCCUCUACCUCCGAAAAUCCAACCUCCCCCACAAACCCAUCCGCACCGCCUUCGCAGUCUACCCCCGCGUCCCCUCGGCCCGCAAAACGCACCCCGCCCCCCUAGACUCGUACCACGCGCAGCAAAUCCAGCGCCUCGACCACACCGGCGCGCGCCGCGCCCUAUUCUCCAAGGCCAACCCGGACGCCGCCAAGCCCGGCGACGUGCUGCAGGUGUCGACGCGGCGGGGCGGCGGCGAGCCCUUCGCCGGCGUGUGCCUGUCGAUCCGACGGGCCGGCGUCGACACCGCCAUCCUGCUGCGCAACCACCUCAGCAAGGUCCCCGUCGAGCUCUGGUUCAAGAUCUUCUCCCCCAACAUCACCGGCAUCGAGAUCGUCUGGCGCCGCCCCAAGCGCGCCCGCCGCGCCAGGCUCACCUACAUGCGCAAGCCCAAGCACGACAUGGGCAAUGUCGAUCACCUGGUCGCUGCCUGGCGCCGCACGAGGAACGUCUUUACGACCAAGGGCCGGGGCAAGGGGAAGAGUGUCAGCGCCGCCGGUGCGAAGCGGUAG